ACGAAACAAUUAGAUAAUCCUCAAUGGCACUAGUCCCCAAUCGCCAUACGUAAAUUGCCAUUCCCAUAGAUUUCCAUUUUUUCAAUUCAAUUGUUCCCCUAUUGCUCUGUGCAAGGCCGUGGCGCGUCGAUGGCGUCCAUCAUCUUCCGUCGGAAGCUCGCGUACAAACCUUGCCUUCUCCGAGUCAGACUCUUCUCACACUCCAGUUCCAACACUCAGCCUGCUCCACGCAUCGACAAGAUUCUGAUUGCAAAUCGCGGUGAGAUAGCAUGCAGGAUCAUCAGGACUGCCAGGAGGUUGGGGAUUCAAACUGUCGCGGUUUUCAGUGACGCUGAUCGGAAUUCGCUUCAUGUCAAGUCCGCUAAUGAGGCUGUGCAUAUUGGCCCUUCGCUGGCGAGGUUGAGUUACUUGAAUGCUCCGUCCAUUGUCGAUGCUGCGUCGAGGACUGGUGCGCAGGCUAUCCACCCUGGCUAUGGUUUUUUAUCUGAAAGUGCUGAUUUUGCACAACUCUGUGAAGAUGAGGGCCUUACAUUUAUAGGCCCACCGAUAUCUGCAAUUCGGCACAUGGGUGACAAAAGUGCGUCAAAGCGAAUAAUGGGUGCAGCUGGUGUCCCGCUUGUGCCUGGGUAUCAUGGUACUGCACAGGAUAUUGAUACUAUGAAGUCAGAAGCAGACAAAAUUGGAUAUCCAAUAUUGAUAAAACCAACUCAUGGAGGUGGUGGGAAGGGUAUGAGGAUUGUACAUAGCCCAAAUGAAUUUAUUGAUGCUUUCUUGGGAGCUCAACGUGAGGCUGCAGCUUCCUUUGGCAUAAGCACAAUACUGCUGGAAAAAUAUAUCACCCAGCCAAGGCACAUAGAAGUCCAGAUUUUUGGGGACACACACGGGAACAUUCUGCAUCUGAAUGAGAGGGAUUGCAGUGUGCAAAGAAGACACCAGAAGAUAAUUGAAGAAGCUCCAGCUCCAAAUGUUUUGGACGACUUCCGAUCGCAUUUGGGUCAAGCUGCUGUUUCUGCAGCUAAGGCAGUUGGUUAUUACAGUGCUGGGACGGUGGAGUUCAUAGUUGAUACUAUCUCCGGUCAAUUUUAUUUCAUGGAGAUGAAUACUCGCCUUCAGGUUGAACAUCCUGUUACUGAGAUGAUAGUGGAUCAAGAUCUUGUUGAGUGGCAAAUCCGUGUUGCAAAUGGAGAAUCACUUCCCAUAACGCAGGCACAAGUGCCCUUAUUAGGUCAUGCUUUUGAAGCCCGCAUAUAUGCAGAGAAUGUGCCAAAAGGGUUUCUUCCAGCCACUGGAAGUCUUCACCAUUACUGCCCUGUUCCCGUUUCACAGUCUGUUCGAGUUGAAACUGGGGUUGAACAAGGAGAUGCUGUUAGUGUGCAUUAUGAUCCUAUGAUUGCUAAGCUUGUUGUUUGGGGAGAAAAUCGUACUGCAGCAUUAGUCAAACUAAAACACUGUCUAACAAAGUUUGAGGUUGCAGGUGUCCCAACCAACAUAAACUUUCUAUUAAAACUUGCAAAUCAUCAUGCAUUUGAACGUGGGGACGUGGAAACUCAUUUUAUUGAGCGCUAUAAAGAUGACCUCUUUGUCGAUCCUUCUAAUCUUUUGAUGGCGAAAGAAGCAUAUGAAGCUGCUGGACUUAAUGCCCGUCUAGCUGCUGCUUGUAUUGUCAGCUUGGAACAUUCUAAACUGACCGAAAAAUCUUCUGGGAAUGAUCUACAUUCAAUAUGGUACUCUCCUCCUCCAUUUAGAGUCCAUCAUUGUGCUAGGCGCACAAUAGAAUUUGAGUGGGAGAAUCAAUAUGAUAGCAGUGCCUCAAAGCCGUUUCCUCUUACAAUCAUCUACCAGCAAGAUGGGGGCUUUCUAAUUGAGACUGGAGAAAGUGGUUCUUCUGCGGUUGAAGUUAAAGUAUCCCACCUUGGAAAACAUAAUUUCAGAGUUGAAGUUGAUGGUAUUAUCAUGGAAGUUCGCUUGGCUAUUUACUCAAAGGAUCAGACGAAACAUGUGCAUAUAUGGCAUGGGUCACAUCACCAUCACUUUAAACAGAAGUUGGGGGUUAAUUUAGCAGAUGAAGAUGAAUCACAGCAUAAGCCUGGUUUUGAGGCAGCAUCCAACCAUCCUCAGGGAACUGUUGUUGCUCCCAUGGCUGGUCUAGUGGUAAAGGUUCUAAUGAAAAAUGGUGAUGAAGUUGGAGAAGGGCAAUCUGUGUUGGUCCUUGAAGCAAUGAAGAUGGAGCACGUUGUGAAAGCGCCCAUGGCAGGACAAAUCUAUGGCCUACAUGUUGCACCGGGUCAGCAGGUUUCUGAUGGGAGUAUUUUGUUUACUGUUAAGAAAAACUGAAAUAAUGGAGCAACUCCUUUCCUGGCAAUGGUAAAUGUUGUUAAGGCAUGGAAAACUUCCACGCAUUCGUCGUCGUCAUAGGCUUCUCGCGGAUUUGAUUGUUAGUCUGCUUCUCUCAGUUUAAUCUCAAUUUCUAAGGGGACUUGUGCGAGAGUUACUUGUACCAAGUGAUACCGAGCCUACCACACUCCUAUGUCUAAGUUAGUAUAGAUACUAUAUACUUUAGAUAAGCACCUAAAAGUCAGUACAAGGCUCUCAUGGAGAGAAUACUUACUUUUUCUCUCUGAGUCGUUGAAUGAGGUUAUUUAUACUAUCCUUACUUUGAUAUAUGCUUGUAGUUACGUGUAUCUCUGGGUGAUGUCAGAAU
Benincasa hispida (wax gourd) is the source of this 2701-nucleotide messenger RNA. RefSeq names its product methylcrotonyl-CoA carboxylase alpha chain (gene MCCA). The record is from RefSeq and is a predicted model, not a curated record. Gene Ontology annotation, molecular function: ATP binding; metal ion binding; methylcrotonoyl-CoA carboxylase activity. NCBI's taxonomy places the organism in Eukaryota, Viridiplantae, Streptophyta, Magnoliopsida, Cucurbitales, Cucurbitaceae. Gene Ontology annotation, cellular component: mitochondrion.